Messenger RNA from Morus notabilis, 1417 nucleotides. RefSeq lists its product as uncharacterized. The record is from RefSeq and is a predicted model, not a curated record. NCBI's taxonomy places the organism in Eukaryota, Viridiplantae, Streptophyta, Magnoliopsida, Rosales, Moraceae. The coding region runs from base 102 to 1130 and encodes 342 amino acids. The transcript is spliced from 2 exons.
CAAACACGUCUUGGAAAUAAAAGCUCUUUUCACUUUCUCACUCUCACAUAGUGAAGAAAAGAAACGUCCUUACUCCUUAUCUUAGGUAGACUAAAAAAAAAAUGGAGCAUCUUCUGUCACUCACCCUCUACCACCACCACCACCUCCUCCUCCUCGUCCUCCUCCUCCCCUGUCUCAUCUUAGCCCACGACCCUCCAGCCGCCUCAUGCCGGAGCAUGUGCGGCUCGAUGCAGGUCAAGUGGCCCUUCGGCACCGGCCCCGGCUGUGGCUCCCCACGCUUCCACCCCUACGUCACCUGCACCACCACCACCACAAUCUCAUCCCCAUCACCAUCAUCAUCAUCAUCAACCGGUAGAAAAGAAAGCACCACAGAGACUCUCAUGCUGACCACCCACACCGGACACUACCCAAUCACGUCCAUAUCCUACGACACCUACACUAUAACCCUCACCCCACCCGCCAUGUCCACAUGCUCCUCCAUGCAGCCCUCCCCCUCCAACUUCGGCCUCGACUGGCCCGGCCCAUUCCAGCCUGGCCCAUCAACCUUCAUCCUCCUCGGCUGCCGCCCUCCCACCUCCUCCCUCUCCGCCGCCAACUCCUCGCCGCUCUGCGACGCCAACUCCCACCUCUGCGCCUCCCUCUGCACCUGCCCCGCCGUCGUCUCCCUAGGCCUCCCGAUCUUGCCUCCGACCAACACCUGCUGCGUCUACUCCCCAGCGAAUCUCGACGACGACGACGAGCUUGACCUCAAGGGAAUGAAGUGCGAAGGGUUCGCCUCCGUCGUGUCGCUCGGCGACUACGCGACGGAUCCCGGGAGGUGGGAAUACGGCGUCGCUUUGAAGUAUAAUGGCGGGGUUUUGGAGAGCAGUGUUGAGGAGACCAAGUGUAAAAGCUGUGAGAUGAGUGAUGGGGUUUGUGGAUACUCGACGGAGAAUCACAAUGAAGAUAUUAAUGAUUCAUUUGUGUGUGUUUGUAAGAGUGGGUUCAACACCACCACGGAUUGUCAGAGUGGCAAUUAUGGUCAAGAUGAGGAUUUGUUCUGGGGAGAUGAUUCUGCUUCUUUUCGGCUGAGUUCUUGGAAAAUUUGGCAUGGGAUUUUGGCCGGAAUGAUUAUCAGUAUAGCUGCUUGAGGGGAGAAAUUCUGAGAGACGGCUUUGGCUGGAAAUGGGUUUCUUUUUUACUUGCUUGUCUUCAUCUCUGUUGGCUGUAAAAAGAGUACUCAUUUUGGAAUCGGAACGUGUGAAGUAGAUAAGUGAGAAUAUGGCACAUGGAAAAGUGAAAGAAUAAAUGCAAGUAACGCAUAAAGCAUCUUUUGCUAAUCAAAUGAAUAUCGACCUUCCACUUUCUGGGGAAAAAAAAAAAAAAAAGAACAUGCAUUUCGAUGAGAAACAUUAGAAAUAGAUAAAGCAUUGAAGCC